Messenger RNA from Daktulosphaira vitifoliae (grape phylloxera), 1009 nucleotides. RefSeq lists its product as uncharacterized. The record is from RefSeq and is a predicted model, not a curated record. Bases 141 to 614 code for a protein of 157 amino acids. NCBI's taxonomy places the organism in Eukaryota, Metazoa, Arthropoda, Insecta, Hemiptera, Phylloxeridae. The transcript has 2 exons.
UAGUCCGAACGGCCAGAUAUCAUUUCGUCCUCGCGCAUUCACAUCUUGCAACAACUGACCGCGAUCCAACAACCUUCUCACACGGCCGCUACCACCCGGCGCUCGAGACUUUGCUCAUAAUUUGUCAACGCACUACAAUCAUGUUGUCCAUUUCGUGUAUUUUGCCAUUUUCGAUUCUGCUGGCUCUUGUCGCCGUCUACGCAGCUCCACCGCAAAAGUCCACAGGAGAGUCCACGGCCGCAGCAGCGUCCGCGUCUUCCACGUCGUCAAUCGCGUCCACCAACGGCGCCGACGAAAUAGUCUACGAUCAGAGACAGAAUGGCACAGAAAACGUGCGAAUAAGUCUCAGCGACCUGAAAGUCGUGGUUGCCCCAGCCGACGGCCUGUUCCAAAUUAUGUCCCUGGCUGGAGCUCAAUUGCUCGCAUCCGAUCUUUCGGGAGCGGCUUCUGAACAAGGGCACACCUCGAUCGAUUGUAAUGGUUACAAGUGCAAUAACAGAAAUCGGCAAGCCGCCAAAAAGAAUCGUUUCAAAUUAUCUAGUCUUUUAGAACCAAUACUGAACAAUCGAGCACUGCAGAAAAGCGCAAAAUCUGAUAACAAUAACGUUAAUUGAAAAAACUUUAUAGUUUAAAAAUCCCUUUAUUUUGUAGUUAUGAAGGUAUAAAGAAGGACCUAAAAAUAAAAAUAAUGCUCAAGAAAAAGUUAUUAAUAAUUAGUUUAAGUAUGUACUAGGUAUUUAAAGAAGAUAAGUUAUACACUUAGUUAUUUUCAAUUUAGUUAUAAGUAGAAUGUUACAAUAUCUUGUAAUUUAAUAAGUUUAUUAAAUUAAAUUUUGUUAACCAAAAAAAGCUGAACUGUUAUGAAGUAUAAAUGUUAAUUUUAAUUGCUUCCAUUAUUUUAAAGACUGCUGUAGUGUUUUAAUACUUUAAUUAAAUAUAUCCUUUCUUGCAAAUGUUUUAAAAAAUACAACAAAUUUACAAUUUUAAUGUAUAAGACAAUUUAUUAUUU